This is a messenger RNA of Hydatigera taeniaeformis, 2904 nucleotides long. NCBI's taxonomy places the organism in Eukaryota, Metazoa, Platyhelminthes, Cestoda, Cyclophyllidea, Taeniidae. The record is from the annotation of a GenBank genome assembly.
GCUCUCUUGUUCAAGAUUUUUCAGGUCGACGGUGAGUUUGUGCUUCCUGAGCACUGUUACCGAUUUGCACGCGGUCCCUCAAACGCUCUCCGCAGCACCGCCAACAACGAUGACGGAUUCGAGAUCAGCGUUCGAAGGUCGUAUGAUGGAGCCAGAGUUGGCAAUUGGUUUGAACCGGAGAAGGAGUAUCUGGUAACUCUAAAGAAUGAGUUGCCAAUGGUAACCUUUGAUGACUUCCUAUUUUGGCUGACGCCGAGUGAACCACAGACGAUGGGCCAAUUUGAAAGGAAAAAUACGACGGAAGACUGUGCUUUGUCACCAGGGAAAUGUGUGGGAUCAUGGGUCCACACACUCUAUCGCAGGGGAUCGCGAUUGCCCUGGCACAGCCGAUACCGAAGUCACCGUGCUGGUCAAGUGUUCACUCGCAAUCGUCCUGGAUGCCAUGGCCUCGUUGUGGAGAGUUUACACGGCUUUAAUGGCGCGUACUCGCGAUUUGCUCGACAGAUGGGCCAAGUUGUCCUCCUAUGGCGUAGUCCAAAUGCCAGUCGUCACAAUUGUGUCACUUUUCAUGCCAUGGUGCGUACGCAGACGUCAGUCCUAAAGGAAGUUGGUGGUCUAAUGAAAACACUUUGCCCCACUGAAAUGCGUCCAAUGGAACCGGUAAUCUCAGGAGUACGUGAAACGCUUGAUAUUAACAGAAACAAUCCUGCAGAUCCUAUUCAAACGCCCAAUGUAGAUCCGAUGGAGCUGAGACUACGGGACAGCAUUCAACCAAAAGACUGCUGUGCAUGUGGCACUGCAACCUACAGACUGACUUUUCAAGGUCUCUGGAACCGAACGACACACCCUCAAGACUGGCCAACGAAGAAUCCAAAUCUCCUUCAUUGGACAAACCUCAUCGGUGCCAGUCAUUCACCCAGUUUUCAGAUUUAUGCGAUUGGACAAACUGCUAGUGCUGGAGUUCAGUCCGUCUGUGCGUAUGGCGACACUACAGUGCUUCGUGAAGCCUUGGCCUUGGCAGCUGCAAAAUCGGAAGGCGCUGCAGGCGUCCCAACCGGCAGCCAAUCGGCUACCACCGAUGUCAGUCCCCUUCGAGCACUCAUUUCCACACCAGGAAUGUGGGGUGAGGAGGCUCUGAUGGAGCAACGUACAACCCUCUUCUCAGUAAACCGAACACAUCCACUCUUUUCAUUGCUUACAAUGCUGGGUCCGAGUCCUGACUGGUGCACGGGCAUUUCCGGUCAGUCGCUAUGCAAGGCGGAUUGCACGUGGGUAAGGAAUAUGACGUUGUACUUGCAUCCCUGGGAUGCAGGAAUCAGAGAAGGUAAUACGUAUAUGCCAAAGGAGUCCGAUCGAAAGGAGAUUCCAGAUCCAAUUCGCUACAUUGACGAAAAAUGGAUGCCUGGAAACCCGUUCAGGGAUAAGAAACCGAUUGCACGAGUCGAAAUUGAAAGAGAACUACCAAAACACGACUGGGAAUGCACCAACAAGGAUGCGGAUGGAGUGCAUCUCUUUCUGAUGAGUGGAGGCAUUCAUGUGACCGGAAAGAAGGCAUCAGAUGGCAUGGAAUCUGACAAGAAAAAAGAUCAAAUGCAUGCUGCAUCGGCUACUCAGCAGAUUGUGACAGGAAAGGGUCGUGGCAAAAGCUCCAAGUCGGUAGGUUUUGGUGGUCCGGGAGCAAGCGGGACACUUGGCACCAAUAAUCCGCUCUCAGAUCCCAGUCUGGCUCAAAUGGCCACUUUCCUCUGCAUCACCAGCGAGUGGUCCGCCUGGUCUGCAUGCUCAGUGACGUGUGGUGUUGGCACAAAAACUCGAACUCGUCAGCUUAUUGCUAACAAGAAACCUGAACUCUGUCAGCAUGUACCCCUGGUGAUGGAAGAGUCGUGCGAGGGAAGAAAACGAACGUGUGAUUACAGUGCGCCUUGCAGUUUUUUGCCCUGGACGCUUUGGUCCCCCUGCAACGCCACGUGUGACCGCCAAGUUGGCGUGAGAAGCAGAACUCGGGCCUUGGCGAGACCCGAAGAGGCUAAACAAUGCGAACAUCUAUGGAAGGGGAGGGUGGGUGGCAUGGAGAGUGUCAUGAAGGAGGUUGAGGUGUGUCGCAUACCACCUGAGGCUUGUGAACCAGCAACAAUUUGUGGAGAGGGUCCCAAACAAGGCUAUCCUUGUGGCAAAAAGGUGAGGCGAUUCUACUACAGUGCAAUUGACCACGAAUGUCUCGAGUUUGAGUACCUCGGCUGUAAAGGCGGACGCAACAUGUUUGAGACAAAGGAGGAGUGUGAGAAACUGUGCAUUCCGGCCGUUGAGGCUCUCCCAGGUUGGCGACGUGAAAGGAUGGGUCUUUUGCAAUUCAAAACAUCCCAGCUAGCCCCGUCGGCAGGCGAUACAGGAGAGGAGGAAUUAAAACAGGAUCCAGCAUGCCAUUACGAGGUCAACACGGGGUAUGAGUGUGACCCACCCAAAGAGCUAGGCAAUUAUUGGUACUACUGCACCCGCACAAAUCGCUGCCGCGAUUUCUUCUACCUCGGUUGUGGUGGGACACCCAAUCGCUGGGCCAACCACACAGCCUGCAUGGCUGCCUGCAUGCCCAACGAGCUGCGUCAAUCACAAUUACUGGCUAAAGUGAGGGCAGCUACUGGAUCGCGUAGAGCGGAUAAUGGACGAGGAGACGACAAACACGACGAUACCGAAGCACCAUUCGGACUGGAGGUGGCAGUCAGCCCUAAACAAGACUGCCGUGUGACCAGCUGGGGCGGGUGGGGUCCGUGCUCAGUCAGAUGUGCCAGUCAGAAUGGGCAACAGUUACGUCUCAGAGCUAUAACAAGACCUGCGAGGUAUGGCGGCGCUGCCUGUGGACCGCUCUACGAGAAAAGAGAAUGCCAUGGAGGCGAUGUCUCUUGCUGA